Messenger RNA from Setaria italica (foxtail millet), 1359 nucleotides. Its product is annotated as aspartic proteinase nepenthesin-1-like. The transcript has 2 exons. Gene Ontology annotation, cellular component: extracellular region. Gene Ontology annotation, molecular function: aspartic-type endopeptidase activity. The record is from RefSeq and is a predicted model, not a curated record. Bases 1 to 1359 code for a protein of 452 amino acids. Lineage: Eukaryota; Viridiplantae; Streptophyta; Magnoliopsida; Poales; Poaceae. Gene Ontology annotation, biological process: proteolysis.
AUGGCCCUCCUCGCACUUUUGGUCUCCUUCAUCCUUGCCACAGCUUCGGCCCAUGCCAAUGCCGAACACCUCGGCUUCCGUGCCACCAUGAUUCGCCGCACUGAAGUCACCGCCGCCACCAUCAACUUUACACGGGCCGCUCAACAGUCGCACCACCGGCUGUCAAUGCUUACCUCCCGGCUCGACACGGCCACGAGCAGCGUGAACACACAGACACCGCUAAAGAUGGACGGCGACGGUGGCGGCGCCUACGACAUGGAGCUCUCCAUCGGCACGCCGCCGCAGAAGCUGACGGCCCUCGCCGACACCGGCAGCGACCUCAUCUGGACCAAGUGCGGCGCCUGCGCGUCCUGCGAGCCGCAGGGCUCCCCUUCCUACUUCCCAGACAAGUCGUCGUCUUUCUCCAAGCUGCCGUGCUCCGCGCGCCUCUGCAGCGCUCUGAAGGAGGAGUCGCCCACGACGACGUGCGGCGCCGGCGGCGCGGAGUGCGACUACAAGUACUCAUACGGACUGGAGGAGGAUUCCGACCAUUACACCCAGGGCUACCUCGGCACUGAGACCUUCACGAUCGGCGGCGACGUCGUGCCUGGCAUCGGCUUCGGCUGCACUAACAUGUCAGAGGGCGGCUACGGUGCCGGCUCCGGCCUCGUCGGUCUGGGCCGGGGGCCGCUGUCCCUGGUGUCGCAGCUCAACGCCGGCGCCUUCUCGUACUGCCUCACCAGCGACGCUUCCAAGGCCAGCCCUCUCCUUUUCGGCUCCCUCGCCGCCUUGUCGGGCGGCGGCAUCCAGUCCACGCCGCUCCUCGGUUCCAGCGUCUUCUACGCCGUGAACCUUCGCACCAUCUCGAUCGGCUUUUCGAAAACUGCUGGCGUCGACGGCGGCGUCGUGUUCGACUCCGGCACGACGCUGACGUACCUCGCGGAGCCGGCCUACACGCAGGCGAUGUUGGCGGUGGUGCUGCAGACGGACCUUGCCCCGGCGUCGGACAGGGACGGGUUCGAGGCGUGCUUCUACUACGAUGAGCCCAGCGACGGCAGGAUCGAGGAGGCGGUGCCGUCGAUGGUGCUGCAUUUCGACGGUGGCGCCAACAUGGUCUUGCCGGUGCGGAACUACUUCGUGGACGUGGGCGGCGGCGUGGUGUGCUGGGUGGUGCAGAGGUCCCCCAGCGUGUCUAUUAUCGGAAACGUGAUGCAGGUGGAUUUCCACGUCCUGCACGACGUCGACAAGUCGGUGCUGUCGUUCCAGCCGGCCAACUGCGAUAGCCUCUCGGGUUACAACGCGAAUUUUAAUGAGAGAAAAAACACAAAGGAAAUAGACCAAUGCCUCUCGACUUGGAAGUUGGAACCCCUGCACACGUAA